CUUGCUAGUGGCCGUUUCGCCUGACCAUGUGUGCCUUUUCUGAACUUACUUUGUGAACGACAGAACCCUUAUUAGAAGAUCCUCCUCACCCAUAGACUUGCCGUCGAGACGUCCGCGACUCCGUCCCGACGCCCGAUAACUAACACCUCGAGCGCCAUACACACGUAUAUACCAUGGAGCGCCUACGCCGGAUAUUCGAGCGCGAUGACUCAGCCGCCUCGUACGAGCCACUGGAAGGUGGCUCUGAGCGGCCUGAUGGAGAGCACAUUGAUGGCGAGGAGCAGGCCUUCUCCUGGACCGACUAUGCCGUCUUCGUCCUGCUGGGAGUUGCCAUGCUAUGGGCCUGGAAUAUGUUCCUAGCAGCAGCCCCCUACUUCCAGCGACGCUUCGAAUCAAACGACAGCCUCCUCCGCAACUUUCAGUCCGGCAUCCUCUCCGUCUCCACCGUCGGCAACCUGGGCUCCAUGGUUGUCCUGACCAAGAUGCAAGCCCGCGCAAACUACCCCAAGCGCAUCAUUGCGUCGCUCGCCCUGAAUGCUGUAGUCUUUACCUUGCUCGCCAUAUCCACAAAACUGUUCCUCGGCGUCUCGGUCGGCGUCUACUUUGCCUUUCUCAUGGUCAUGGUGCUGAUUGCUAGUCUGGCCACUGGCCUGUGCCAGAAUGGCGUCUUUGCCUACGUGUCUGGCUUUGGAAGAGAAGAAUACACACAGGGAAUCAUGUCUGGCCAGGGUGUUGCUGGUGUCCUGCCGGCCAUUACCCAGAUCAUCUCUGUGCUCUCCGUCCCGAAGAAGCAGCAUCUCGACGGAGCGCCACAAGAGUCUAGCACUUCUGCAUUUGUCUACUUCUUGACUGCCACUGGCGUCUCCGUGGCAACUUUGGUCGCCUUUUUCCACCUGCUCUCUAGGGACAGCUCCAAGCAACGCAUGAUGCGCACAUUGUACGAUGACGGACCCGAGUACGACACCGGCCGCAGCGAGCGCAAGAGCAUCCCGCUGACGAGACUUCUCAAGAAGCUCUUUUGGCUCGCUGGCGCCGUCUUCAUCACUUUUGCAGUAACCAUGUUCUUCCCCGUCUUCACACCUCAGAUUCUUAGCGUACGCGACCCAGCUACCUCAUCUCGCCUGUUCCAACCAGCCGUCUUCAUCCCUCUGGGCUUCUUCUUCUGGAACCUUGGUGACCUGAUCGGCCGAGUGGGCCCUGCCCUCCCGGCUCUGCGUCUGACGCACCGCCCGCGCUUGUUGUUCGUUCUCUCCCUUGUCAGAAUCUUGUUCAUUCCCCUGUACCUCCUUUGCAACAUUGGAGGCAACGGCGCAGCCAUCAAUUCCGACUUUUUCUAUCUCUUCGUCGUACAGCUGUUCUUUGGCAUGACAAACGGCUACCUAGGCAGCAACUGCAUGAUGGGUUUCGCCGAGUGGGUCGACCCAGACGAACUCGAGGCCGCAGGAGGCUUCAUGUCGCUCGCGCUUGUAGGCGGUCUGACUGCAGGAAGUUUCUUGAGUUUCUUCGCGGCUCAGUCCUCGUGA
Molecule: messenger RNA, 1523 nt
Organism: Exserohilum turcica Et28A
Lineage: Eukaryota; Fungi; Ascomycota; Dothideomycetes; Pleosporales; Pleosporaceae
Exons: 2
Coding region: 174-1523 (449 amino acids)
Biological process (GO): nucleoside transmembrane transport
Cellular component (GO): fungal-type vacuole membrane; plasma membrane
Molecular function (GO): nucleobase transmembrane transporter activity; nicotinamide riboside transmembrane transporter activity
Source: RefSeq, a predicted model, not a curated record